AUGAGCACCGAGGGCGGGCCUCCGCCACCCCCGCCGCGCCCGCCGCCUGCCCCACUCCGCCGCGCGUGCAGCCCGGCGCCCGGCGCGCUCCAGGCCGCCUUGAUGAGCCCGCCACCCGCCGCCACCCUGGAGUCCACCUCGUCGUCGUCGUCUUCGUCCUCUGCCUCCUGUGCCUCGUCUUCUUCCAACUCGGUCAGCGCCUCGGCGGGUGCUUGCAAGAGUGCGGCGAACGGAGGCGGCGGCACGGGCGCCGGGAGUGGGGGCACCAAGAAGGCGACCUCGGGGCUGCGGCGGCCGGAGAAGCCUCCUUACUCGUACAUCGCGCUCAUCGUCAUGGCCAUCCAGAGCUCGCCCAGCAAGCGCCUGACGCUCAGCGAGAUCUACCAGUUCCUGCAGGCGCGCUUCCCCUUUUUCCGUGGCGCCUACCAGGGCUGGAAGAACUCGGUGCGCCACAACCUCUCGCUCAACGAGUGCUUCAUCAAGUUGCCCAAGGGCCUCGGGCGCCCGGGCAAGGGCCACUACUGGACCAUCGACCCGGCCAGCGAGUUCAUGUUCGAGGAGGGUUCGUUCCGCCGGCGGCCGCGCGGCUUCAGGCGGAAGUGCCAGGCUCUCAAACCCAUGUACCAUCGCGUGGUGAGCGGCUUGGGCUUCGGGGCCUCGCUGUUGCCCCAGGGCUUCGACUUCCAAGCGCCCCCAUCUGCGCCUCUGGGUUGCCACAGCCAGGGCGGCUAUGGCGGCCUCGACAUGAUGCCCGCAGGCUAUGAUACAGGGGCGGGUGCUCCGGGCCACGCGCAUCCACACCACCUCCACCACCACCAUGUCCCCCACAUGUCGCCCAACCCGGGCUCCACCUAUAUGGCCAGCUGCCCGGUGCCCGCAGGUCCUGCGGGCGUCGGUGCGGCAGCGGGUGGCGGCGGUGGCGGCGGUGACUAUGGGCCGGACAGCAGCAGCAGCCCUGUGCCCUCAUCCCCCGCCAUGGCAAGCGCCAUCGAGUGUCACUCGCCCUACACUAGCCCUGCGGCACAUUGGAGCUCGCCUGGCGCUUCACCUUACCUCAAGCAGCCGCCUGCCCUGACGCCAAGUAGCAAUCCCGCGGCCUCUGCUGGCCUGCACCCCAGCAUGUCUUCCUACUCGUUGGAGCAGAGCUACUUGCACCAGAAUGCCCGCGAGGAUCUCUCAGUGGGACUGCCCCGUUACCAGCAUCACUCCACUCCAGUGUGUGACAGAAAAGACUUCGUCCUCAAUUUCAAUGGCAUUUCUUCUUUCCACCCCUCCGCUAGCGGAUCUUAUUAUCACCACCACCACCAGAGCGUGUGCCAAGAUAUCAAGCCCUGUGUCAUGUGAAUGGACAGAGGCCUUGAAGGCCGCCCUCCCUCUUUUCUGCCCUUUCCACCUCUCCCCUCCGAGAGGGGCAGCCAGGAACUGCAAGGGACUCACACACUGCGCACGCACGAGGAUAGCAGAUAUCAGUAAGUAGCACAGCCAUCACUUAGACAGAUACCCAGGGGAGUCCUGCUCAUCGAUAUUUGCCUACCCGUGGAAGAGGAAACCUUUCGGAAAAAGGCAAUGGCCUAGAAGAGGGACAGACAGAGGAGGUUACUACAUGUAAGACAUAUGUUACUUCAUGGAAGACAUAAAACUUUCAGUUCUGGGGUUGCCAUUGCAUUCACUGAUGAGAGUCUGAAAAGGGAGGUUGUG
Apodemus sylvaticus (European woodmouse) is the source of this 1698-nucleotide messenger RNA. It is a transcript of the gene Foxf2, whose product is annotated as forkhead box F2. NCBI's taxonomy places the organism in Eukaryota, Metazoa, Chordata, Mammalia, Rodentia, Muridae. The coding region runs from base 1 to 1344 and encodes 447 amino acids. Gene Ontology annotation, cellular component: nucleus. Gene Ontology annotation, molecular function: DNA-binding transcription factor activity, RNA polymerase II-specific; RNA polymerase II cis-regulatory region sequence-specific DNA binding. Gene Ontology annotation, biological process: animal organ morphogenesis; regulation of transcription by RNA polymerase II. The record is from RefSeq and is a predicted model, not a curated record. The transcript is spliced from 2 exons.